AUGAACGCUCUAUCUCGAUUUUGGCUGAUCCCAGCCUUCGCCAUCACCAUCCUACACCAUGCAACGGCGCAGAGUGCGGGUGUCCAAGUCUGGAUUGACUCAAACUGCCGCGGAAACGAAGUAUCAGGGGGAACUUUGGCCUAUGGCCCCGGCGAUUCAUGCGACAAUUUGGGCGGCAACUCGAUCAUUGUCGAAGGCUCCGGCUGCGUCACUACUCUCUGGGAAAACGCUGACUGUGGUUCGGGUAGCUCAUAUGUCAUCCCAGACUCGUCCUGCCACAACAGUCCCUUUGGCAACCCAUUCGGCUUGGUGGAAGUGAACUGUCCGUCUCCAUCUUAG
Molecule: messenger RNA, 339 nt
Organism: Zasmidium cellare ATCC 36951
Lineage: Eukaryota; Fungi; Ascomycota; Dothideomycetes; Mycosphaerellales; Mycosphaerellaceae
Exons: 1
Coding region: 1-339 (112 amino acids)
Source: RefSeq, a predicted model, not a curated record